CUGCUGAGCACCCUGCACUGAUGCUCCCAUUCUGCUCUCCAUGGGCAGCGUUGCUCUGUGUAGUCACUGCAGCUUUUCAACAAAAAAAUCCUGUGCUUUUUGUGAGUUUAACAAUCCCUGUAAAUCCCUGUAAAUCUUGAGUGCUUUUAGAAGAUAUGACCUAUAAAUGGGAAAUGAACACGAUCUCUGACUGCCAGUGCAUGCUAGAGCAAUAAUAAAGUGAAUCAUUUAGCUGCACCCUAUGGAAGCAUUGGGAAGUGUGCCUCAGGAGCAUUGUACUCAAAAAGAAUCCUGUUGUGUAUCAGUAAAAUCCUGACUCAUGGAAUGAAGCAUCUUUUCAAAGAACCAGAUGACUGAAUUAAACUUUUGGUUGAACACAGCACGGUAAAGUAUGAACCAAAAAUGAAAUCCCUGUAUGGUUGUGAUGCAACUGAGUCUUCAAUUUGGAUAAAUUAAUUUGUUGGUGAAAGUGAAAAUUAAUGUUACCCCUAGCAAAGAUCAGAUAUCUAAAAUCACACCAACUGCUAAGAUCUGAAGAAAAACUCUGUCAGAUGACACAGGCAGGCUUGAGCUGCAGUCCAGAGGGAGAUUCUAGCAGGGAAAGGAUCUACCAGGAGCAGGGCUGGGCAGGGGUUUCCAGUGGGGUCCCAGAGCUCCAGACAGAAUAAUUCACCAUCCCUUAGGGUCAUCCUCUUAGGGCUGGCUGCAAAGCUUUCCUGACCAAGUACCUCUCUUUAUGCACUGUCCUGAUGUUGUUCUUCAUUAUUUGAGUGUUUAGACAGACAGUUUUGUUCAGGAAUCACUGCAAUAAGGAAGAUUUCUGCCCUAGACACUCAGUCACAGCCCAGUGAACAUGAGAGCCUGCCCUGGCACAGACAAGGAGUUUUUUAAUCACCCUUUCCUAACUUCUCUGUCCCUCAGGCAUUGUUGCAAAACUCAGCAGGAGCUCGCAGGGGCCCUGUGCAAGGUCUGUCCAAGGAUGACACACAAAUCAGCCCCACAUGGACAUUCUUCUGCACAUGCUAAAUAUACUUUUGCUUUUCUUUAGCAACUGCCCCUUGGGUCUCAGUCAGACACAAUUUUCUAUUUCCCCACCACGGUCUCCACAGGAAGUAAAUGUUAUUCCUGUUAUCUGUAAAGUGGGAAAUCUGAUCCUUAAAUUAUCAGGUUCACAAGGGAAAGCAGCAUGAGAACAUUCAGCUUUUAGCUACUGGCCCUCCAGGCCGUGUCAGCUACUUCACUUUCGUAUGAAAUCUAUGAAAAUGGGAUGAAAAUGUAUGAAAUGUAUGAAAAUGGGAUUCUUAACAUCAGGGCUCAGUGGCUGCAGCAGCCACUGGGAGAUGCUGAGGAGAAGGGGCAGUGGGGAUCCCAGCCUCUGUGUGCAGCACUGAGGUGCUGUGCAAGGGAAGUCAUUGCCAGGAUUUAGGAUCUGCACUCCAAAAAUCUGAAGCUAAAUUCCAAAACGAAACAAAACCCUGGAGUAAUUUGGGCUUUUAAUUUCAAAACAGAAUUAUCUUGUCUCUUCUAUUUGGUAUCUUGCUAAUUAAAGUACUUGAGAGCUUGGAAUUAGAUGCUAUUUCUUCUUGGCAUGAAAGAAUUUCAAGCAAUGAGACUCUUUCAACUGCCCUUAUUGGUCAGACUGUCCCUUCCAGUGUUAUUCCUGUUGAAAGUCUCUCACUUUGCAUAGAUACAUGCAAAGAUACCCAAAAUACAUUAUCAUAAUAAAGAAAAGUAAUAUUAAUAUAAGGUUCUAAUUUAACAGCUAUGUUCCUUGUUGUAGGCAACCUGAGCUCCAAAUGGUUUUGUUAAUUAAUUCUUUCCAUUAAGGCAUCAUAAAAAACCAAGAUAAUCAGCGGUGUGAAGAAAUUAGGUAUCCAGCAAUGUUUGGCAACACCUAGUUUAUCAGAUUAUUUGCAGAACAGAUGUUAAAACCUGGAAUUAAGUGGAAAUUUAGGACAAGGAUAAUUAAAGUAGGUACUCAGGGGCUUCUCUAAUCGGACUAGGGACAGCUCAGGUGUGUUGGGCCUGGGCUUUAAUCACCCAGCACAAUAAUCCCAUUAGGCCUCAGUUACAAGCCUGGAACUGAAAGCAGCCAGGGCGUAACUAGGGGGCCUGGUGGAGUUCAUCAUUUCUCCAGCAAAUCCCUCAGCAGGAGCUCAGUGAGAUCGAGGAUGUCACUGAAGCCCCCCAAGGCUUAUAACUCCCUGCAGAAGGGGGCACUCAUCUGGGACCCAAAGCCACUGCAGGUGAAGAAAAUUUUUGAAGCUUUGAAGAAAGGACUUAAUGAAUACCUGGAAGCACAUCAGGCUGAGCUGGAUUAUCUCUCUGGUCGGCACAAAGACACAAAAAGGAACUCCAGAUUGGCUUUCUACUAUGACCUGGAUAAGCAAAUCCGCUCUGUGGAGAGAUACAUCAGGAAAUUGGAGUUUCACAUUAGCAAGGUAGAAGAGCUCUAUGAAGCUUACUGCAUCCAGUGCAGGCUGAGGGAUGGGGCCACCAACAUGAAACAUGCCUUCUCCCUGUCCCCUUCCACCAAAGCCUCCAGGGAGAGCCUGGUGGAGCUCUACAAGAACGUCCAGGAGUGCACAGAGGACAUGUGCUUUAUAGAGGGGGCUCUGGAGGUGCACCUGGGAGAGUUCCAUGUGAAGAUGAAAGGGCUGGUGGGCUUUGCUCGUCUCUGCCCAGGAGACCAGUACGAGGUGUUCGUGAGACUGGGGCGCCAAAAAUGGAGGCUGAAAGGCAAAAUUGAGACUGAUGACAGCCAAACAUGGGAUGAGGAAGAAAAGGUUUUUAUACCCAAUCUGCACGAGAAGUUUGAAAUCAAGGUGACAGAGCUGCGAGGCCUGGCCACCAUCCUGGUGGGGGUGGUGACGUGUGACAGCAUCAACUUCUUCAGCACCAAGCCCCAGGCCAUUGUCGUGGAUAUAACCGAGCUGGGCACCAUCAAGCUGCGGCUGGAGGUGCUCUGGAACCCCUUUGACACAGAGAACCUGUUUCUGUCACCUGGAAGCACUGCCAAGUUUUCUGUGGGUAGCAGGAAGAGCUCACUGUACAACUGGACGCCCCCAAACACCCCCAGCUUCAGAGAGAGAUAUUACCUGUCUGUUUUGCAGCAGAGGCAGAGCCCAGGGGAUGGAGGGGAGGAAUCGCAGCCUCCCAGCAUCCUGAGCUACUUGGCUGCCUGUGAUUUCCAUGUCCCGGGGAGGAACAAGCCCCACAACCCUGCGGAGACGAGCGAGGGGGACUCGCUCAGCUCUGAGGACCAGAAAGGGGCAGAAUCCAGAAGUACAACCCCAGCCCUGGACCACAGGAUGUUGCCGCUGGUGAUUAUUCGGGAGAAUGGAGGGGAAGAGCUGCAGCAUCCUCUGGCAGACCACAGCACCCUGGACAUCCUGAAGAAGACGCCGUGUGCGGGUGGCUUCCCCAGCCCCUCCACCUUUCCCACCCGCCACAAAGGCAGGACAGACUCUUUCGGCCAGGCCCGGAAUCGCCGCCUGGCAGAGCAGGAAAACAUCAGCCAGAAAAGCUGGAAUACUGCAAAUGACCUCAAAGCAGAUGGGCGAGCAAAGUCGAUGGACAGGACUCUGCAGGAAGUGUUAAAUUUGUUGAAAUCGUGUGAUGAGGGGCAAGCCCAGCUGGAGAAAUUGGAAUGCCAGGUUUCGUCCCUGAGGGAUAAAUUGAAGCUCAAGACACUUCACAAACACUCGUCUAUGGAGAGUUUAAUGGUGGAGACAGUGCUGGAGAGUUUUGAUUUCCUGAACGCUGACUGCAGUGCUGAUGAGCUGUCCCUGUUUGGGAGUGUAAGGACAGGCAGUGUCAGCACAUACAAUGGCAAUGUGCUCCAGUCCCUGAGCUGUGACACAAGACCAGAAGCACGAGAUGUAACUACUGGGGAUGACAACCUAGACACGCUGUUGAUAACACACCUGAGGCUGUGCAAAGGUCUCCUGCAGAAACUGAGGACACCAAACGUAGCCCAGGUGGUCCAGGACAGCAUUUUGGAAGAAGUGUCAGAGCAGACACGAGUCCUGGGGGAUGUCCUGGAUCUGUCUGUUGAGAAAAUUAUUCAGAAGACUAAAAAGAAGAAGCAGUAUCUGAAAAUCUGGAGUGAUCUUGCAGAGCCUGGCAGCAGCAUCUUGGUGACCUCAGCAGAAAGGUUCCGUCAUGCUCUGAAAUACACAAUGAUGCUCAAAGUGAAGGAGAAGUACCCCAGCCACCUGGAGACAGUGCUGCAGAGGCUGCUGGAGCAGAUCCUCACCUGUGAUGGGUUGCUCCCCUCCUCACAUUUCCAAACGGAACCGGUUACUUUAUUCCAGUUUUAUCGUUACCUGGAGAGACACCGCAUUGGCAGCCUGGAGAAACACCUGGCAAAACUUGCUAAAGAAGCGAUGCUGAUCGAGGAGCUGCAGUGCCCCGGCAGGCUGAAAACGCUGAAGAGGCUGAAGGGGAAGAGGCUGAGCCGGCUGCAGCCGCUGCCACGGACACUGCAGCUGCUCGGGCUGCUGCAGCUGGACCAGAACCACCGAGUGAGCAAAGCGGCCACCGCCUGCCUGGCCCGGGCCAGCGGCAGCAGCAGCCUCCGAGCAAGGGCUGUCUUGUUUUACACUGAUGUUUUAUCCGACUGCGACACGAGGCUUCAGCAGGCUGCGUGUCUGGCUCUGAAGAACCUCAGGGCUGUGGAGAGCAUCGAGCAGGUUGCCCACCUGUGCCAGUCUGAAACAGAGGAAGUCAGGAAUGCAGCCAGAGAAACCACACUGUCCUUUGGGGAACGGGGCCGACAAGCCUUCGAGAAGAUGGACAGGAUCUGCUGUGAACUGAGAGAAACAGCUCAGGAGGCUGAGAUUGAAAUCACAGUGUUUUAGCAGUGGAAUGUGAGGAGCUGGAUCCCCUUGUCCUCACAGCCACACGGGUACCUGAGGGUUUGGUUUUGUCUGGUUUCCUUCACUGCCUCCUGCCCCAGGACAGGUUUAUUUCCAAAGGGUUUGUGCUCUCCAUGAUUUUCUCAGUCUAACGCAUGAGAUACCAAGUGCUGGACAAAUGAAAACUGGGAUCUCUCAGAAUGAGGAUCCACAUCUUAAGUGGAGUUAAAAUCUCCAUCUUGCUGGAAUUAGCUGUCACUGCCCCAAUUCUGUCCAAUAUGAUCUAUUUUCCCAGGAAGCAAUUUCUCUCCCACGCCACCACCUGCCCUGUCAGUAGAACAAAUCCAGCACCAUUGCUGGGUGGUUUCCUUUGCUUGGACAGUUUAGCUGCAGAAGGAAUACCUGGUACUCCCUAAGUCAUUUUCUUAGUAAUUGUUGCAGGCCAGGCCAGGUGCAGCAGGGCCUGACAGGCUCUGGAGGAGGUGUGUGCUCAGCAGCAGGGCUGCAGGGCUUUGCCAUGUGCAGGUCUGACUGACAGAGGGACACGUUUGGGUUUUUUAAAUGCUGAAUUUAGUCAUAGACCAAGACUUCUCCUCCAGCCUUGGUGGGGCUCGUCCCCCAGCCCUGGCUGGCAGGGUGCCAUGGGGAGCAGCCUGGCUUCAGGUGCAAUACUUGAAAGGGUUGGGCUUGUGUGUACAUAUUUAUAUAUAUAUAUACACAUAAAACUUUUCUAUUUGGUAUUUAUUUGUUGGAUUUCAUACUGUUUUCUAAAGUUCUAAUAAACCUUUUGAGACAAGCU
This is a messenger RNA of Cyanistes caeruleus (blue tit), 5658 nucleotides long. It is a transcript of the gene RIPOR3, whose product is annotated as RIPOR family member 3. The record is from RefSeq and is a predicted model, not a curated record. Lineage: Eukaryota; Metazoa; Chordata; Aves; Passeriformes; Paridae.